CGACGAAUUGGGACGCCAGGCUGCGAAGCGCUGAGCACACUAUAAAUGAUACGUACACAGCUUUGGUCUGCGCUUUGCAAUCAGUCUUGAAACCCCCAUUAUUUAUUGAUCUACUAGCUCCCAUAACAUAGACUCUGCUCCCACAAGAGAAAGAAUCUGUGACCUUUCUGCUUCUAAUUAUGGCCACUGUCAUUAAGCCUCGACCGAACGGCGACUAUACUGUUGGCUGGAUCUGCGCUCUUCAGAUCGAACUUGUUGCCGCACGCGUAUUCCUCGACGAGAUUCACGUCGGGACUCCCCAGUAUCUGGGGAAAAAUGACAACAACACGUAUCUUCUUGGGGAUGCGGAAGGGCACAACGUUGUCGUCGCGGCUUUACCUGCUGGUAUGUAUGGAACGAACUCUGCCGCCAGCGUUGCACGCGAUAUGCUUCGAUCCUUCGAGAAUGUCCGCAUUGGAUUAAUGGUUGGAAUCGGAGGAGGCGCUCCUUCAUCCGAAUACAAUAUCCAUUUGGGCGAUGUUGUCGUCAGCGUGCCCCAGAACAUUGGCCACGGUGGAAGCAGCGGCGUUUUGCAGUACAAAUUCGGAAAGAACAUCCAAGACGAAGAUUUUCAGUUUACAGGCCAUCUCGACAAGCCCCCCCAAAUCUUACUCGCGGCAGUCACGAGCUUGAAAGCAAUGUUCAUGGUUAAUGGGAACCGCAUCGAUGAGCGUGUAAAGAUUGUCCUAGAGAAUAAUCCACGCUUGGUCAAGAAGUUCUCUCGACCACCUGCAGAAAGCGACCGACUAUAUGUUGCCGAUUACACUCACCCAAAAUCACACGAUAGAAUGAAUUUACGCGAAAGCUGCGAUACUACCUGCGGCACUGACAAAUCCCAUGUUGUCGAUCGGAAUAGGUGGGCAGAUCGGGAUGACGAGACGAUGAUAUACGAAGGUAUCAUCGCUUCUGCGGAUCAACUGGUGAAAAAUGCGAGGGAUCGGGAUGAUCUGUCAAGGAAGCAUGGAGUUCUUUGUUUUGAGAUGGAAGCAGCAGGAUUGAUGAACAAUUUCCCUUGCCUAGUAGUCCGGGGAAUCUGCGAUUAUUCAGAUUCGCACAAGAAUGACGCAUGGCAUGGAUACGCUGCCUUGUCCGCAGCUGCGUACGCAAAGCAGCUACUCUCUCAGAUUGCUCCCAGCUUGAUUGAAUCGCAACCAAAGCUGAUCGACUCCCUAAAUAUGAUCGAAAAGUCCAUUGAGGUAGUUCAAAACACGACUUCUGCUACACAUCAAACAAUCACCAACAUGGAUACCUCAAGGAAAUAUUCAAAGCUCAAGAAGUGGCUCCGCCCUUUCGACGGUUCUGUGUAUCACAACGAAGCACAGAAACAACGCCACCGCGGGUCAGGCAAAUGGCUCAUUGCAGAUCUUAGGUUUAAAGAAUGGCUUAAAGAACCUCACACAUUUCUGUGGCUAUUUGGCCUUCCUGGCUCCGGCAAGACUAUCCUCAGCUCAACAAUUAUAGAGCAUAUCAGGGGACAUACGACUAACGCGUGCCUCUAUUUUUAUAUCACGUUCCAAAGGAGAGAGACGCUGUCGCUGGACGUCUUGUUGCAAACCCUCGUUUGGCAGCUGUCCUCUCAGCACAAGUCAGCAGCGCGUAUACUCAAGAAGCUCCAUACAGAAUGCCAAGGCGAACCAGGGGAAAAUGUGCGGACACCAAAGACCAACGAACUUGUAAAGACAUUCGAACAGAUGCUGCGGCUAGAACAUGAGACUUGGAUAGUCAUAGACGCAUUAGACGAAUGUCUCGCCGAAGGAAAGCGGGGAGACUUCAAAAGCCUGAUGAAUUGGUUAAAAGACAUUGUUCUCGCGAGACACAGUAAUUUACAUCUUCUGGUCACCAGUCGCGACGAAAACGAGAUUAGAGCCAGCCUCGUAGCCAUAAGUGGUCCUCGAACUUUCAUAAGCAUCGAGGGACAGGGUCUUGACAGUGAUAUCAGGGACUAUAUCUGGACAAGAGUCUGGCGGAGUCACGAACUACAAAGAUGGGAAACCAGUUCGGACAAGGAGAACGAUGUGCGAGAGAUGAUUCAAUCGAAGCUACUUGAUCAAGCUGGUGGAAUGUUUCGAUACAUUGCAUUGCAGAUGGAUGCGCUUGAGGAGUGUCCUAACCUCAAAAAUGUGCGCACAAUUCUGAAGAACCUGCCAGACAGUAUAAACGACGCCUAUUCUAGAAUCAUGGUGAGGGUUUUCAAUCGGUUCAGAGAUGAUGCAAUUCGGAUUCUUCGGCUGUUAAUCUAUAGCGCAAGGCCUUUGAGAGUGAAUGAAUUGAUCGACGCUAUUGCUGUACAGCCGGAUGAGAGCCCGCCAUUUGAGACGGAAAAUCGGACCAGGAGACCGACUGAGAUCGCCCGAUGCUGCUCCAGUUUAAUCAAACUUGUCAACCCCAAUGAGUCUCAUGAUGAGGGAGCUUUGGAACUUCACUUAAGUCAUUUCACUGUACAAGAGUAUUUGGUCACAAGCGAGGAGUACCGUGGUUACUUCCAAGAAACGCCCUCACGGGUCUCAAUCGCAAACAUUUGUAUGUCCUAUCUUCGGGGUAUGGACCGUCAACUCGGUGAAUGGAAGCAAAUUGAGGGCUGCAUGGGGAAAACCCUGGAGGAAAAGCAAGCCGAGAUCGAAGCUUCCUUUCCGUUUAGUAAAUACAGUUCUGAGAGCUGGAUCUCAAACGCCAUUUCAGCCAUGGAGGACGACGAGUCCAUCUUCGACAAGACUAUGGAAUUUCUCCUUGAUUCCAACUCCCACUAUCUCGACUACUGGAUCACCACUACUGGCGGCUAUGGAAGCGAAGCUUGCUGCUGGAUAUUUCGGCAUGCUUGCAGCGCUGGUAUGAGCGUGCGUGGUCUAAAGGCUCUUCUCAAAGAUAAGUCCUUCGCAGAAUUUGACUUGCGUGAAGAGGAUCAUCACUAUGACUUUUUGAAUAUAGCAUGUGAAAGAGGCGAUGUAGAAAUGGCGCGGUUUCUCCUUAGAAAAGGCGUCGUUGCUAGCCCAAGCCACCUUCUAGGCAAGAUCAAAGAUGAAGAGAUUGUGCGAGUAUUACUUGCAACUGGUGGCAUUGAUGGAGAUCCUCAAUACGAAAAUUGGGCGUUCAUCAAUGCAUGCAUGUCUGGACAUUUGGCAGUCGUAAAGAUGCUUAUCGAACACAAUAGCUCGUACAUCAACACCAUUGACAGAGACUACGGGCCCCCUUUAUGGGUUGCGUGUGAACGUGGACAUGAGGACGUGGCUCUGCUACUACUGGAAAACGAUGCCGAUCCAUACGGUACCGAUCUAUAUGGCGAUACCUAUGACGAACCUUUACUAGACGUCAUCUUCAGUAAAGGCUUGAAGAAAGUUCUCGCAGAAGUUAUCAAGAUGUAUCCGAAACUAGCGAAGAGGGAGGACUUCGCAUUCGUUGCCGAGGCCGGCAAGCACGAGUUAAUCGAGAUUUUAUGGAAUAAUGGAUGCUUCCGGAGAAAACACCUGAGCGAAGCACUUUGGUAUGCUGCGAAAAACAACAGAGAAGACGCGGUGCGCUUGUUGCUGCGACUAGGUGCAGACGGUCGAAUUGCAAGGAGAGAACAAAACGACGAAGAGUUUCGGACCCCACUCCAAAUGGCACAGGCGCUUGGAUGCAUGGGAGUCACGUCAGUGCUGAUGUAUGCGGAAGGAACAUACGAUUCUGCGAGUGAGAGUAGUGGAGAAGAUUGAAUUUGCCGUCUACGGUUGUAUCAUAGAUGUAUGAGUAGUUUUAGUUCGAGAUGGCGACAUAUCGGCGUCCAUGCAGAUAUAGAGUUCUCUUAACCUCUAAGCAAACCCUUUGGCAAACUGAUG
Molecule: messenger RNA, 3851 nt
Organism: Boeremia exigua
Lineage: Eukaryota; Fungi; Ascomycota; Dothideomycetes; Pleosporales; Didymellaceae
Exons: 3
Coding region: 180-3728 (1182 amino acids)
Biological process (GO): nucleoside metabolic process
Molecular function (GO): protein binding; catalytic activity
Source: RefSeq, a predicted model, not a curated record